AUGGACCAACGCAGUGAUGUUUUUGAGCCAAUAAAAUAUUUAAUAAUAUUUGUUUCUAAGACUUUGAUUGGACAGAAACAAAGCAGAUUCGAAGGUUAUUUGCAACAUGAUGCUGAAGAAUUCAUGGAAUUUUUGCUAGAUGGCUUACACGAAGAUUUAAACAGAGUGGUCAACAAACCUUACAUUAUGGAACUUGAAGAUGUUUCAAUUCUGGAUCAUAAAUGUAGUGAUAACAACCACCACAACUACAGUCGCUGCAACAACCAGUUAUUUCAACAACAGCUCCAACACAAUAGUGUCGUGGUUUCAGUUAUUUCAACAACAACUCCAACACAACAGUGUAGUGAUAACAACCACCACAACUACAGCAGCUACAACAACUCUUAUCCAGCAACAUCGUGGCGUCAGUUAUUCCAACAACAACACUCGCACAACAACGUGACAGUCUAUACCGUAGUAAUAAAGCACUCUUUUGAUAGAAGCCGUAAAGAACCUGUUACAUUUGGUGGCAGCGGUGGGAUUCACACUAAAAGAAAGAAAAGUGUGAAACGGCGCAGGAGCAAAGUGAGUGAGAUGGCUCACAAUUUAAGGUCCAAGGACAAGGGCACGAAGGACGGUGAGGAGGAGGAGACGUUGGAUCCUGUGCGGGCCACCCAGAUCCGGAUCAUGUUAGAAGCAGCUGAAGAUGAGAGGAGAAUAAGACGUGAAGCAGCUAAAAGGGAGGAACAACGCGCAGAAAGGGAGGAGCAACGCGCAGAUGAGGAUAGAAGGCUACGGAGGGAAGCUGACAUACAAUUAAAAAUUAAUAAUCGUAAUAGUCAACAGGAAGACCGGGUUAACAUGGGCAACAGAUUUGGCCCCAUGUUAGGAAGAUGCCCAACUGACCCUCGGGAGAUCUCCGCAUAUUUUCAACGGAUUGAAGGCAUAUUUGAAAGUUAUAGAAUCAGUGAUGAGGCCAAGGCUGAACUGUUGUUAUCCAGACUGGAGCCGAAGAUGAAAACUAUAUUGAAUGAACUUCGGACCGAAGAUUAUACAAAUUAUGAAGCUAUAAAGCAGCAAAUCAUUCGCUCUUGCCGAUUUUGUCCGAAGAAGCUCCGGGAUGCAUUCUUUUCAACCUAUAAGGCAAAGGAGGAAACAUACCCAGCAUUUGUUGCACAAUUGUAUCGCCAUCUCAAAUUCUAUUUCCAGAGUCGGAAAAUUGAAACCCUUGAACAAGCCAUGUCCUUGUGGGUUGUGGACCGUUUAAAGGAGAUAAUACCAAAAAAUUUGGUAGAGUACAUACUGGCUCAGGAGGGUGACGAGUGGUUACCACAUGAUAAAGUAGCAAACCUGUUGGAGACUUAUGAAGCGAAUAUGAAUAUGAGGGGAUCGACCAACUCUAUUUCUAGUUUCCGAACACAGUCUGGUCAUGCUCAUUUAGGAAGUGACAGUAAAGGGUUUGUAAGGGAUGAGAGGAGGGGUCCAUCGAUGAAGCCAAAUUGUUUUACCUGUGGUAGUACUGGCCAUCUGGCCAAACAUUGCACAAAAAAGUCUAACUAUACGACACCGGCCAAGAGGGUGAUGAAUUGUCAGAUUACCCCCGGAAUGCACAGCAAACAGCUCGGGUUGACUGAGGCCAUGCGAGUAGAGAAAUAUUUUGAGAGGCCAUAUGUCAAGGUAAAAAUUCAACCCGGUCCAGUGUGCGAGGCUUUGGUGGACAGCGGUGCUGAGGUAUGUGGGAUUUCACAGAAGUUAUGCCAGGAGUUGAAUCUACCCAGUUUGGGAACUGAAAGGAUCAAGGGAUGGAAUGGACAGGUGGCUGAGGUGGAUGCCACAUGGGUAACGUUGACUCAGGGGGACAAGGCUGCUACCCCUGGCGUCCGGGUGUGGUGUGCCGUGGUGCCAAAUGCUAGUGAACCACUAAUUAUUAAUCCAGGAGUGGUAGAACAGUUAAAGUUGGUAACGCCUUAUGUAGUACCUGCUGCAGGGGUGCUGUCUGCCAGUGGUUCAUUGGUCAAUUUAGGGACCUUUUACAAUGUUGACGCCCCCCAUGGGCAGUGUCACGAGAGAUACAAUAAAAUUCAGAACCGUGACGUUGAUGACGAGAAAGAUGAUGAAGCUUGUGAAUUUAAUAAUUGUAAAUUAGAUGGCAGUGUAAUAAUAAAUAAAAUUCAGAACCGUGACGUUGAUGACGAGAAAGAUGAUGAAGCUUGUGAAUUUAAUAAUUGUAAAUUAGAUGGCAGUGUAAUAAUAAAUAAAAUUCAGAACCGUGACGUUGAUGACGAGAAAGAUGAUGAAGUUUGUGAAUUUAAUAAUUGUAAAUUAGAUGGCAGUGUAAUAAUAAAUAAAAUUCAGAACCGUGACGUUGAUGACGAGAAAGAUGAUGAAGUUUGUGAAUUUAAUAAUUGUAAAUUAGAUGGCAGUGUAAUAAUAAAUAAAAUUCAGAACCGUGACGUUGAUGACGAGAAAGAUGAUGAAGUUUGUGAAUUUAAUAAUUGUAAAUUAGAUGGCAGUGUAAUUACAGAUAAAAUUCAGAACCGUGACGUUGAUGACGAGAAAGAUGAUGAAGUUUGUGAAUUUAAUAAUUGUAAAAUAGAUGACAGUGUAGUUGUGGAUGGAGUUCCUAAUCGAGAUGUUGAUGAGGAGAAAGACGAUGAAGGUAGUGAAAAGAGUUGCAAGGUUAUGAUCAAGGAUACAGGUAGAGCUGAUAUUAGUCAGGAGAAGAAGGAUUCCGCAGUGAAUAAAAUUAAUAAAUAUAAAUUUGAACUUGGUGAAGUUGGUAGUUCCGGUAUUGGGCUUGUGGACAGAUCAAAUAUUGUCGGUUGGGAUGUAAACUAUGUUGUGAGAGUGGCUGAAAUGACAAUCGACGGGGUGGAUGAAACUAAUAAGGUUUUGACAAAAUCAAGGGAAGGUGUUAGAGAAUCACCACGAAAUUUGGAUGGAAUUGGUAAUAGCGAGAAGCAAAAGGUUGUUGAACAUUUGGACGAUGUCGAUGAGGAGGAAACCGAUGGUCAGUUGAACCGUGGAAAAAAGAAAAAGGCAGACGAACAUAAACUCGACUUAGACGAGGAAGAGGAACACGUCGAUGAUGAUGUGGGGGGAGGAUGUGUGACUGAGAAGAAGAAAUUUUGCCAAGAACAACACCAAUGUCAAACGCUUACGAGGUGUUGGGAAUGGGCAAAGACAAGAAAAAAGAAUUUUUUGUUGAAGAUGAGUUAUUUCAACAACAGCUCCAACACAAUAGUGUCGUGGUUUCAGUUAUUUCAACAACAACUCCAACACAACAGUGUAGUGAUAACAACCACCACAACUACAGCAGCUACAACAACUCUUAUCCAGCAACAUCGUGGCGUCAGUUAUUCCAACAACAACACUCGCACAACAACGUGA
Helobdella robusta is the source of this 3369-nucleotide messenger RNA. RefSeq lists its product as hypothetical. The coding region runs from base 1 to 3369 and encodes 1122 amino acids. The transcript is spliced from 6 exons. The record is from RefSeq and is a predicted model, not a curated record. Gene Ontology annotation, biological process: protein deubiquitination. Gene Ontology annotation, molecular function: zinc ion binding; nucleic acid binding; cysteine-type deubiquitinase activity. NCBI's taxonomy places the organism in Eukaryota, Metazoa, Annelida, Clitellata, Rhynchobdellida, Glossiphoniidae.